Messenger RNA from Rhizopus microsporus ATCC 52813, 837 nucleotides. RefSeq lists its product as uncharacterized. Lineage: Eukaryota; Fungi; Mucoromycota; Mucoromycetes; Mucorales; Rhizopodaceae. The record is from RefSeq and is a predicted model, not a curated record. The coding region runs from base 1 to 837 and encodes 278 amino acids. The transcript is spliced from 5 exons.
AUGAAGUUUUCUAUCACCGCUAUCUCUGCUCUCAUCCUGUCUACUGCUGUUUCCAUGACUACAGCUGACUCCUAUAGUGACGCCAUGAAGUCUUGGUGUGGAGGCCUUGGCGUCUCUUUCCCUACCUCAUCCACUGUUGUCACCGCUGGCAGUAAAACUAAAGUUACAGUUACUAGAAAGCCUGAUCAACGCACAAAGACAGUUACUGGCCUUGAUUUAUACUCUGUUGAUUCCAACGGCAAAGCUAAAUACGUCCAAAAUGUCUGGUCAGGCAAAUACAACCUUCAAAAGACUGCUUCUAUCACAGACACAAUUCCCUCUAAUGUAGCUCCCGGCCUCUAUUACUACCGUGUCUGGGUUACCAACAUGGUCAAUGGUCAACAUGGCCCUGAUUGUUUACAAACCUCCCAUACUUUCAAGGUAACUUCCAGCUCUCACAAGAAUGCUGAUGGCACCAUGGAGUAUGCAGAAUCCCUUGAUGACGAAAAUAUCUAUCAUCCUGACCACUACAAUGGUUGCUUCGGUUUGACUGUUGAUUAUCCUGCACCCAACGGCGAAUUCAAUGUCGAUGAACAUAUCCAUAUCCAGGUCAACCGUGACUCUGCCUCUCAAACGGAUGCUUUGACCAAGGUCGAAUUGUACAAGGGUGAUGAACUCGUAGACGUUGCCUGGACUGGUAAUGAACCCAUCCUGAAUUCUUUCACUCUUAAAGAUCACUUGAAGCUUGACAAUGUCGAUCCUGCAGCUGACUAUCACUACAAGCUCGAAGUUACUUCACAACACUCUAAUGACCAUUGUACCUUCGUCUCCAACAGCUUCAAGAUCAAGUCUGAAUAA